AUGGACAGCUCCAACAGCGCUGCAGGGCGCAUCUUCGCUGAAAAGCUGGCAGAUAAAAUUCCUCCGUCUAUUCCAGAAACAUCGACUUUCCCAGAUCACCUAAGUGUUGAUACAGAGUCUGCUGUCCGCAAUAGUGCUUCUAAUCCAUCACUCUCGCUGGCGCGUACGGAUGGUCAGACAACAGAAGAGAAUAACUCCUCUCAACGCUUCGCUGUAAAGUCUCUUCCUGCUUGGAUUAGCUCAGUCGAAGAAACCGCACACGAUGAAGAUGAAGCCACAGUAACCGAUCGCCUACUUCCUUCCCAGCCCAACGACGCUUUUGUUGCUCAGCAUAAUCACUCACCCUAUGCAUCAUCCAAGCCUAAGUCCUCUCAAUUAGCUACCAAUGGUCUGUUUGAGGAUGACGCUACACCUGUCAACCGUGAAUCGCGCUGGGUAACAUUCUCACGGACGAUCCAAUACCCCCGGGAAGCCGGUCGAGAGGCAAAACACGUUACCUCAGAAUGGUUGAAUGAAAACCAUGGUGAUUACCUGCAGCCAUGGCGAGGCAAACAUCUGGAAGGUGACAGUCCGGAAUAUCCACUCCACAGUGGAGGCCGAAGAGAAAAAUGGAUCAAGCGCUUCAACAAUACACUUCUGCGGAGCCCACUGGUACCAAUGAUCCUUCGGAUGACUGUUUGGUGCUUCUCGCUCUCUGCACUGGCUCUCGGUGGAUCUAUUCAGCACAUGUCCAACGAAGGCCAUCACCCUCAAGGCCCAUCUGCCUUAAUGGCAAUCAUUGUCGAUGCAGUUGCGCUGGUAUACCUCUUAUACAUCACUUUUGAUGAAUAUACUUCAAAGCCGUUGGGUCUGCGCUCUCCUUCGGCCAAAGCACGGCUCAUUCUCCUCGACAUCUUCUUCAUCGUUUUUGAUUCUGCCAAUCUAAGCUUGGCAUUUGCUUCUCUCUCGGAGGUCACGGGUUCCUGUACCGAGGCCGAGGUCAAUCAGGUAGUCGAUCCCCGAAAUGAUGGGAUUUGCGUAAGGCAAAAAGCACUUGCAUCUGUGCUGCUGGUCGCACUUUUGGCUUGGCUCAUGACUUUUUCGAUCAGUGUCCUCAGGCUUGUUGAAAGAGUAACACAGUGA
Penicillium soppii is the source of this 1122-nucleotide messenger RNA. RefSeq names its product phospholipase D regulator. The record is from RefSeq and is a predicted model, not a curated record. Bases 1 to 1122 code for a protein of 373 amino acids. Gene Ontology annotation, cellular component: fungal-type vacuole; cell periphery. Gene Ontology annotation, biological process: positive regulation of catalytic activity. NCBI's taxonomy places the organism in Eukaryota, Fungi, Ascomycota, Eurotiomycetes, Eurotiales, Aspergillaceae. The transcript has 3 exons.